AUGAAUGCUUCAGUUUCAUGUCAGCCUGUGAAUGAUUUCCUCAUAGACAAUGAACUAAUGAUCAAUGUCAAUUUUAUUCUCCUAUUUUGUCUUCAAUUAUGCAACGUGAUUAUUGGUCAUGAUCGUUUUCUUAGUCUUAUACCAUGUGAUCAAGUUCCCGUUGAACUUCUCGAUUGUUCAAUAACGACAGACUGUGUUUAUGGUGAAGAACUUUCAAGUUCAUGUCGAACGUUGAACGGUUCAUGUUUGAACACGAACCAGAAGCCUGUUUCAUGGUUUCAACGUUCGUACAUAUGUCGAUACUGUUAUCAAGUACCAUUGGAUGAUUUAGCUUGUACACACAAUAUUGCUUGUCGUCAUCAUCAAAAUUCCAAUCGUUACAAAUCCAAUUGUACCAUUGCUGAUAAUACUCAACUUUGCUUAGGUUCACGAACGUUUUAUCGAAACAUCGAAUGUAAUUGGACGAGUGGAUAUAAGAAAUGGAAUGCCUUAUUAUUGAGUAUUUUUGUCGGUGGUCUUGGUUUCGAUCGAUUCUAUUUGGGACAUAUUAAAGAAGCGUUUGGAAAGAUAUUUUCCUUUGGUGGUCUUGGUAUUUGGACAUUGAUCGAUUCGGUACUUAUUGCUUGUGGUUAUCUAACACCAGAUGAUGGUUCAGUUUAUAUUGAAUAA
This is a messenger RNA of Adineta ricciae, 669 nucleotides long. Lineage: Eukaryota; Metazoa; Rotifera; Eurotatoria; Adinetida; Adinetidae. The record is from the annotation of a GenBank genome assembly.